GCAUUCUGGUAUCUUGCACUUCUUCAGUCUUUUCUUCUUUCUCUGGUAUAAUUAUAAAUACCCAUAUCCCACUGAGUAAACUGCGAAGCACAAUCUUUGUAUUUUGGGUAAUGGAACUCAAUGAGCAGGGUUUCUUAGAGGAGCUAUUAUCCCUAAGAAGAGAGACUUGGGAUAGUCUCCCUGCUUCAGGAAUGAACGAGUUCUUCACCCAUGGGUGGAACUUGGGUUGUUUCGAUGGAAACCCAGGACUGGUCGGCCCUGAUUCUUCCUCAUGCGGUGGAUUCACCAUUUCGACUGAACCAGGCGUCGAUUCUUCAUUGAAUGAAGUCUACUACCCAUUUGGAGAUGAAUUCUCGCAGCUGCUUCCAGAUAUGGUGGAUUCAUCAUCUUGUGAGAAAGGAGGAUAUGGUACAUUGCCAUUCCCGACCAGCCAGGAAGAAUGCCCUUCCUCGGUCAUGGAGGAUGAAGAGCACAGUGCGGCCUUGAAGAAUAAGCUUCGCAAAUUGGAAGAGCUUCAGACAGGUUGUAAGGUGGAGCCAGUCCAAACCACUGAUGUUCCUGUUUUCAACAUGGGCUUAUGUUUAGAGAGAAAGAAUCGAUCCAAGAAGGUAGAGGGUCAGCCUUCCAAGAAUCUAAUGGCAGAGAGGAGGAGAAGGAAAAGAUUGAACGACCGCCUUUCCAUGCUCAGAUCAGUCGUUCCUAAAAUAAGCAAGAUGGACAGAACAUCCAUACUUGGAGACACCAUAGAUUACAUGAAAGAGCUCCUGGAAAGGAUUAAGGGUUUGCAAGGGGAAAUUGAGGAGGGUUCGGAUAAGUUGAAUCUGAUGGACACAUUCAAGGAGCUAAAACCAAAUGAAGUCCUGGUUAGGAACACACCCAAGUUUGAUGUGGAAAGGAGUAAUAUCGAUACCAGGGUCGAGAUUUGCUGCGCAGGGAAGCCUGGGUUAGUGCUAUCAACGGUGACCACCUUAGAAGCUCUGGGCCUUGAGAUUCAACAAUGCGUCAUAAGCUGUUUCAGUGAUUUUUCUAUGCAUGCUUCUUGCUCUGAGGAGAUGGAGCAGAGAGCAAUAAUAAGUUCUGAGGACAUAAAGCAAGCAUUGUUCAGAACUGCAGGUUAUGGAGGGAGGUGCCUGUAGAAAUCAAAUCAAGGAGUAAUAAUGUGGCCAUUACAGGAAGCUUUACUUUCCAGGGUGUCAAAGAAAUGGGUUUCCCUUCUCUUUUCAAAUUUCAAGCGUGAGGUUGUGUACUUGUGAAGUAAAACUUUCUAUUCAAAUAUGUGAUUGAUAUUCAUGGAGACCCAUCAAAUAACACAACCCCAGUUUCUGUAAGAUCGGCUUCGAUUGGAAGAUUAUUAUUAUUAUGGCUGCUUUCUUGCUGUGGCCAGUGGCCACCCAAUUAAACAAGUUCUUAAUAUCUCCA
Messenger RNA from Macadamia integrifolia, 1419 nucleotides. RefSeq names its product transcription factor bHLH93-like. The transcript has 4 exons. Gene Ontology annotation, cellular component: nucleus. Gene Ontology annotation, molecular function: sequence-specific DNA binding; DNA-binding transcription factor activity; protein dimerization activity. The record is from RefSeq and is a predicted model, not a curated record. NCBI's taxonomy places the organism in Eukaryota, Viridiplantae, Streptophyta, Magnoliopsida, Proteales, Proteaceae. Bases 111 to 1136 code for a protein of 341 amino acids. Gene Ontology annotation, biological process: regulation of DNA-templated transcription.